CUCGAAAUUCGAAAUUUCGCGAAUGCCGCGAGCUCGACGGCGAGUCCCCCGGGUCCCCCCAUCGCUGGCUUCCAUUUUGACGGACCGAUCCCCGGCCCCGGCUCGCAAAACGUGAGCCUGUUGUCGUUCCGCGUCUCGCGUCAUCUCGCUCGGCGUGUGCGCGUCUCGGCCGUCGGCGUCGGUGAGAGUGUCGGAGACCGGAGAGAUCCCUCGGACACAUCGCCGGUCGGAGUCGGGAUAACGGAGGGACGGAGAGAACGGCAGCAAGAUGCAGGGCACCAUAAUCGAGAACCUGAGCGGCAAGAAGCUCUCCGUGCUGGUGAUGCUUCUGAUAAUCGCGCAAAUAGUCUGCUUCCUGAUAGGCGGUUUGAUCGCACCUACACCUGCCAGCAGUCAGAAUAUUCUUGGCACACCGUGCAAAGUUAUUAGUGUUAAUGGGUCUUAUGACGAAGAUAAAUGGUUUUACUCAAGAGGAGAAGGUUCUUGUAUCCCAGUCGACAUGCAUCAUUUUAGUUUGGACACUCAACAGGCUUAUCAAGUUAUAUAUACAUUUCAGAUGCCCGUUCCACGAAACAGUAUGCAGCUUGAUUAUUCGAGAUGGCAGCAAAACUUGAUAGGUGUUUUACAAGUGGAUAUAUCUUAUACCAACCAGAUUGAAAUUGCUCCUAGGACGAAAAUAACAUUGGAUGCACGGCUAGCAUAUCGAAAUAAGGGAGAUCCAGAUAAUGCAUGGAAACCAUAUGCUGCUUCUAUCGUGGAAAGAAUUUUGGAUUGCAGCAUAGACAAGCCACUGGAGCACUAUAAUUACAAUUGUAGCGUUAUGCCGUUGUUUGAAUUAGGAUCUUUGUAUCACGAUUAUUAUCUGUUGAAUAUUCGUCUUCCUUCUGACACUGAUAAAAAUCAAGGACUUGGACACAUUGUUGAUUUAUGGCUUACAGCUAUUAAUCAAAAUGGCGGAUUCACGAAGGUGUGGGUGAGUCUGAAGACCAUUUAUUUCCCAGUAGUGCUAGCUGUUUUGGCUUGGUAUUGGAGGAGAGUGUACAUGUUAUCCAGAUCGCCCGCUCUUUUGGAGUACAUGCUCCUAGCUUUGGGUUCUGCCUUAACAUUUUUAAAUCUGCCAUUGGAAUAUUUAACACUCGCUUACGACAUGCCAUUUAUGCUUUUGCUGGGUGAUAUUCGACAAGGGGUAUUUUAUGCAACAUUAUUAUCAUUCUGGCUUGUGUUUGCCGGUGAACACUUGAUGAUUCAGGAGGGUGACCAAGGAAAUUCAUUAAAAUGUUAUUGGCGGCAUCUCUCUGCAGUAGGUACUGGUUGUCUCUCGCUGUUCGUAUUCGAUAUGUGCGAGCGUGGUGUACAACUGAGAAAUCCAUUCUAUUCAAUAUGGGUCACUGAUCUUGGCACGAAAUUGGCACUGUCUUUCAUUAUCUUGGCUGGUAUAUCGGCCGGAGUAUAUCUGUUAUUUUUAUCUUAUAUGAUAUGGAAAGUGUUCAUGAACAUUAGCGCGAAGAGAGCCGUUUUACCUAGCAUGAGCUCGGCGCGACGCCUGCAUUAUGAGGGUGUCAUAUAUCGUUUCAAAUUCUUAAUGAUCGCCACGUUAUUAUGUGCGUCAUUAACCGUCAUUGGUUUUAUACUCGGACAGGUUGCGGAAGGUCAGUGGAAAUGGGACGAAGAUUUACAGUUGGAAAUGACUUCUGCCUUUUUCACUGGGGUAUAUGGAAUGUGGAAUAUUUACAUCAUUGCAUUAUUAUGUCUCUAUGCGCCUUCCCAUAAGCAAUGGCCAAUUGAGCCAUCUGAGAACAGUAUUAGUGAAGAAAUCGAAUUUUCUCCUUUGCCAACCGAUCCUAAUGAGAUGCUGUCUCUGACUGCAUUUGCACGAAAAACAGCAGUAGAGUAAAGUACAUAUGUCUACUUGUGUACAUUUUGUAAGAAACAGGACAACACGACAAACUCUACUUAAUACUUAAUGUACUUAAUUGUUAUAAGUAGCACUUGUAAGUAGAACUGUACUUAGAUUUUCCACUAUUUAUUAGGAACCCAAUGACUGAUAAUACUCCUACACACGAUUUUAUAUGCCAAAUUUGAUUAUUUAUUGCUUCCAACAUUUUUUUGUAUGUUUUUAUGUACCUAUUUAUAAUAUUAUAUUAUCUAUAAUAAGAAAUAUAUAUAAGUCAUUUCAUCUUCGUAUUCGUUGAUAUUUGUUAUAAGUACAAAUUCUGGAGUAGAUUUAAUAUAAGAUCUGUUUUUUAUACCAUUUACACAAAAAUUUAGCGUAAUUACAACGUAAAUAUAUAUGUAUGUUCAAACACAAGUGAUGUGUAAUAUUUAAAAUCACGUACUUAAAAGAACUAUACGAGAGAAAGUAUUAGAAUAAAACAAUAGAUCAUGUUAUUUUAAUAGAAGAUCCUUAACAUGUUAUACAAAUAUUUUCUACAUUCUUCUUUAAAUUCGCGAAAAUAUUGCAUAAACGAUAAUCAAACAUUUCCGAAUCAAACGUUUUACAUUAUGCACAUGAGAUGAAAUGACUUUACGUAGUAAACAGCAGCUAAUCUGUAAUUGAGAUAGAAUUUACACAGUAUUAUAUGGAUGUAUUACCGUAUUGCGUAUACAAUUAAUUUCUAUAAAGCUACUAAUAGAUAAGGUAUAUUUUUAACUGCUAAAUAUCGAUGAAAUUUUUAUGUUGAGAGAAAAGGUUAAAGAAUUUUUCCUUGACAUAUUUUUUACAUGUAAAAUUUUUAGAACUUUCAGUAUUAUAUGCUUAUAGCAAUCUGAUAGAUAGUAGUCCUGCACUAAUCUAAUAAUUUUUUUUAUAUUAACAUGUGACUCGUCUGUUAAUGUAAGAGCUGUAUCUAUGUAUUACAUACUUAAACAGUUAAGUAUUUUUAAAUCGACAUUGAAAAUUUGAAAUAGCAUUCCAAUCUUACAAGAUGUUAUAAACAUUAAAUGUGUUUAUAUAAGUGAUUUGUUGCAAUUAAUCAGCAACGUAAUGAGUAGAUUUAGACGAUUUAUAUUAGGAAUUCGUAAAGCAUAUACUUAUUUCUUCUAUUCACUUGUCAUAUAUUAAGCGUGAGAUGCGUGAAGCGAAGAAUGUAGUUUUUACUUCCUAAUUAGAAUUACAUAAAAAAAAGCCUCCUAUGAUAUCUUAUAUUAUAUUAUACAUAUCAUUAUUGGGCAUUCAUCUAUCAUUUGUAAUACAAUGUAUUCGAUCAUGAUUGAUAGUAUUAAGAGCCAGUAUUCGUGAUUUAUUGCGGCAUCUUGAAAGUAACAAAUUUCAAAACGGAAAGUAUGUGCCAACUCACUUAAGUCUGCCAUUCAAAAUAGCGUCAGUUUUUUAUCAUAUACAUCGUUACAUAUACAAAGUAUUAAUGCAAGUCUUUCACUUUAGAUAACGCUAUGAAUACGCAAGGUGUAGUUCGCACGAAUCUAUUAUUUAAAAAUUAGAUCAGGAACUGUUCGAUAACAUUCUACAGAUGAUUGUGUAUGUAUUUAAUGUAAUAUCGAGACACUUAAUGUAGUACUUAUUAUAGGCACUGAUUAUAAAGUAGCAUUUUAUAAAGUAAGGUGCAAUAGUAGUCUCUCUCCGUAUGUCGACUUCAUGCUAGUGCAUAUUAAUCAAGUAAUGUAGCGGUAUUUAAACUAGACACGAGAGCGAAGUUUACAGAAGAUUCUUUUACCUUUCUAAACAAUUAAUUCGAGCAACGACCCAAUAAUUAGUCCAGGACUUUUUUGAUGGAUUCAGUAAUCCACGCUGUUUCGUUGUUAUGUAAAAGAAACAUUGUACCGAAAGCAAUUGUAUUUGUAAGUAAAUCCGACGUACUCUACAAUACCGUGCACCGCCUUCGCAACAUUUUUAUAUAAUUUGGUGAUUUUUAUACACUUUUUAAAUAAACGGAUCUGUUGUAGCCAUUUCUGCAUUUUGCGCGACAGCGAAUCUAUUGGGAUA
This is a messenger RNA of Temnothorax curvispinosus, 3940 nucleotides long. It is a transcript of the gene wls, whose product is annotated as protein wntless. The coding region runs from base 269 to 1894 and encodes 541 amino acids. Gene Ontology annotation, biological process: Wnt protein secretion; intracellular protein transport; Wnt signaling pathway. NCBI's taxonomy places the organism in Eukaryota, Metazoa, Arthropoda, Insecta, Hymenoptera, Formicidae. Gene Ontology annotation, cellular component: organelle membrane; endomembrane system. The transcript is spliced from 12 exons. The record is from RefSeq and is a predicted model, not a curated record. Gene Ontology annotation, molecular function: Wnt-protein binding.